CAGAACUGAAUGAUCAAAUUGCAUUGCCGCCCUUCUAUUUAAAGUGGGUUCAGUGAGCUGUACCAUCACACCACACUUAAACAUCCUCUUGCAAAGCGAGAGCUUCCAUUCAGCCAGGCCAAUAGCAGAGUAAUGGAAACUUUGUUGUUUCCAGGCCUCUGUCGGCUCCUCUGCCUCUUCUUGGGUUUCUUCUGCAGCCUACCAUUACUAGGCAUCUGCGAUGAAUCAGAGAGCGAUAGACAGGCCCUCCUGUGCUUCAAGUCCGGCCUCUCGGCACCCGCCGGGGUUCUAACUUCAUGGAGCAACGUGUCCAUGGAGUUCUGCAACUGGCACGGGAUUACCUGCGGUGCGAUGUCCCCUCAGCGUGUCAUCGCGCUAGACCUUGAAUCCCAAGGCAUCUCGGGCUCCAUCCGACCUUGCAUCGCUAAUCUCACUUGGCUGGCAAGGCUCCAGCUGUCCAACAACAGCUUUGGUGGCGGCGUGCCGUCCGAGCUUGGCCUCCUGAGCCGACUCACCAACCUCAACCUCAGCAUGAACACUUUGGAAGGUACCAUCCCGCCCCAACUCUCUGCAUGUUCCCAACUCCAAGUCCUGGGCUUGAGGAAAAAUUCCCUCAGCGGAGAGAUCCCAGCUAGACUUAGCGAAUGCAAGCACCUUCAAGAGAUUAACCUUAGCAAAAACAAGCUCCAAGGGAGCAUCCCUCCUGCUUUCGCAAACCUUCCUGAGCUGCGCAUAUUAGAUCUGGCCAGCAACACACUUACUGGCAACAUACCGCCGUCUUUGGGCAGCUGCCGUCAUCUCACAUAUGUUGAUCUCGGGAUCAAUGCUCUUGGAGGGGUCAUCCCCGAGUCCUUGGCAAAUAGUUCAUCUCUUCAAGUACUUAGGCUCAUGAGCAAUAGUCUUACUGGAGAACUCCCAAAGGCUCUCCUCAACACUUUGUCACUUGGUGCCAUUUGCCUCGCACAGAACAAUUUCGUUGGUUCCAUACCUUCUGUUACUGUCAUCUCUUCCCCUCUUAAGCAUCUCUAUUUAGGGGAAAACCAUCUUUCAGGAAGAAUACCUUCCUCACUAGGGAACCUUUCUUCCCUACUUCGUCUUCAUCUCACAAACAAUCAUUUAGUUGGGAGCAUCCCGGAGAGCUUAGGUUAUAUUCCAACAUUAGAGAAAUUGGUCUUGAGUGCAAACAACUUAUCUGGACCGGUUCCACCGUCUAUCUUCAACAUGUCAUCCCUGAAAAGUCUCGCCGCAUUCGACAACUCACUUGUCGGAAGAUUACCCUUCGACAUCGGCUACACCCUCCAAAAUAUUGAGUACUUAAUACUCACGGGGAACAAUUUUGAUGGACCAAUUCCAGCCUCUCUUCUCAAAGCUUACCGCCUACGCUGGCUUCUCCUUAAUAGUAAUAGAUUUAUUGGAUCCAUACCAUUCUUCGGUUCAUUGCCAAAUUUGGUGCGUCUCGAUUUGGCAUCCAACGAGCUAGAAGCAGAUGACUGGGGAUUUGUCUCUUCACUAUCUAACUGCUCCAGAUUGAACAUGCUGGCCCUGGAUGGAAACAAUCUCAAUGGAAAAUUGCCAAGUUCUAUUGGAAAUCUUUCAAAUAGUCUUGACUCGUUGUGGCUGAAUAGCAACCAAAUUUCUGGACCUAUACCACCGGAGAUUGGCAACCUUAAGAGCCUCAGUAUAUUGUACAUGGAAUACAAUUUUUUCACUGGUAAUAUACCACCAACAAUUGGGAAAUUGAACAAAUUGGUAAAGCUAUCCUUUGCGCAUAACAGGCUUUUAGGUCAGAUUCCAGAUACUGUUGGCAAUCUUGUCCAGCUGAGUAUGCUGGAAUUGGAUCAUAACAACUUCAGUGGAAGAAUACCUGCAAGUAUAGCACGAUGCACUCAACUCACCAUACUCAACCUUGCUCACAACUCACUAGAUGGGCGUAUACCAAGUAAAAUCUUGACAAUCUCUACGCUUUCUAUAGAGCUGGACUUGUCAAACAACAACUUGUCUGGAGGAAUGCCAGAUGAAGUUGGAAGUCUCCUUCAUCUGAAGAAAAUCAACAUGUCAAAUAACAGGUUGACUGGCAACAUCCCAUCAACUCUCGGCCAGUGUGUUGACCUGGAGUAUCUUCAGAUGCAAAACAACUUAUUUGCAGGAAGGAUUCCUCAAACAUUUGCCAACUUAGUCAGCAUAAAACACAUGGAUAUUUCUGGGAACAAUUUGUCUGGAAAAGUACCGGAGUUCCUCAAAUCCUUGAAAUCACUUCAAGACCUGAAUUUAUCCUUCAACCAUUUUGAUGGAGCAGUUCCGACCGGAGGUGUUUUUGACAUCGCUGGUGCAGUCUCAAUCGAAGGAAAUGAUCAUCUUUGUACAAUCAUCCCAACGAGAGGUAUGUCUCUUUGUAUGGCACUGGCUGACAGCAAAAAAAAGCAGAAGCUACUGGUUCUUGUCCUGGUGAUUCUAUUGCCAAUUGUUGCUGCCACUGCAAUCCUUCUCUCUUGUAUUGUAACAAUUUAUUGGAGGAAAAGGAUGCAAGAAACUCCCCAUUUGCAAUAUCACAAUGAGCACAUAAAGAAAAUACAGAAGAUAUCAUUUGAGCAGAUAUCAUAUGAAGACUUGCUAAGGGCAACUGAUAGGUUUUCUUCUGCAAACUUAAUUGGUUCUGGAUCAUUUGGAAGGGUUUAUAAGGGAAGUCUGCAGUUUCAAGCAGAUCAAGUUGCCAUCAAGAUUUUUGACCUUGACAUUAAUGGGGCAGAUAGGAGCUUCAUAGCAGAGUGUGAAGCCCUAAGAAAUGUUCGCCAUCGGAAUCUUGUAAAAAUCAUUACCUCAUGCUCUUCUGUGGAUCAUACCGGGGCAGAUUUCAAGGCCCUAGUGUUCCCAUACAUGCCAAAUGGGAACCUAGAAAUGUGGCUGCAUCUAAAAGAUCCUGAAGAUGGUGAAAAGAAUAUUCUGAGUUUAAGCCAAAGGACUAACAUAGCCUUGGAUGUGGCAGUUGCUUUGGAUUACCUUCACAAUCAGUGUGCACCUCCAGUUAUACACUGCGACUUGAAGCCAAGCAAUAUACUUCUUGGUCUUGACAUGGCUGCGCACGUCAUUGACUUUGGCCUAGCAAGAUUCUUGUUCAGCACAGCAAAUGCACACCAAGAUAGUUCAGCAAGUUUGAGCCGCUUAAAAGGAUCCAUAGGAUACAUCCCACCAGAGUAUGGAAUGAGCGAAGAGAUAUCAACCAAGGGUGAUGUCUAUAGCUUCGGAGUGCUUCUGUUACAACUGAUAACAGGGUGUAGUCCAACUGAUGAAAAAUUUAACGAUGGUAUAAGCCUUCAUGAAUUUGUUGAUAGAGCAUUUACGAAGAAUAUUCAUGAGGUUGUUGACCCUACAAUGCUACAAGAUAACAGCAAUGCAACUGACAUGAUGGAGAAUUGCGUUAUUCCACUUCUAAGAAUAGGCCUCUCUUGCUCCAUGGCAUCACCCAAAGAGCGGCCUGAUAUGGGACAAGUUUCUACUGAGAUCCUUAGAAUAAAGCAUGUGGCCUCAGACACAUGCAUGUCUGAUGAAGCAAAGAAUUGGCAGGAUAGUAGCAAGCAACAGAAGAUCAUGUAAAGAA
Messenger RNA from Triticum aestivum (bread wheat), 3595 nucleotides. RefSeq names its product receptor kinase-like protein Xa21. Gene Ontology annotation, biological process: protein phosphorylation. The coding region runs from base 133 to 3591 and encodes 1152 amino acids. The record is from RefSeq and is a predicted model, not a curated record. The transcript is spliced from 3 exons. Lineage: Eukaryota; Viridiplantae; Streptophyta; Magnoliopsida; Poales; Poaceae. Gene Ontology annotation, molecular function: protein kinase activity; protein binding; ATP binding.